UCAUGCUGCUGGCCAAGUCCAGAGUCUCUCAUGGGUCCCUUGUACGGCCUCCCAUUGCUGCUGUCUCCAAUCGCCACACUCUGCCACUGUGCCACUUUCAGGUCUCCUCACACACUGCUGGUGUGUUCAAUUUUUUGACAUAGGGUGCUGGCAGAUUACGGGCCUCCCAUAGCUGCUGCCAGGCCCCUAAUCUGCCAUGGGCCCCUAUACCGCCUCCUCAUGCUGCUGCAAGUCCAGAGUCUCUCAUGGGUCCCUGUACGGCCUCCCAUUGCUGCUGUCUCCAUCGCCACACUCUGCCAUGUGCCACUUUCAGGUCUCCUCACACUCCUGCUGGUUUCCAUUUUGUCAUAGGUUGCUGUAUGGCCUCCCAUUGCUGCUGCCUCCACCGCACACUGUGGCUCCCACACUGUGCUCCAAACACUGGUUUUUGGCCCCGUGACUGGCCAAAUGAGUGAAGUGUGCAGUGAUUUCUAAGAUCGACGGCACUCAUCUGCAUGUCAUACUGAGUGACAGUAUUAUUAUUUCUCUUCCCCAGCAGACUCAAGGCAUUUAAAUUAAAGGUACAGUGUUCUGCACUAAUAUUA
Messenger RNA from Staurois parvus, 584 nucleotides. The record is from the annotation of a GenBank genome assembly. NCBI's taxonomy places the organism in Eukaryota, Metazoa, Chordata, Amphibia, Anura, Ranidae.